GGUUGCCCUGAUCCUUGAGAGGUUUCCCUGCAAGUUGCAUUGCAAGUUGCAAGUACGCCAUGAGCCAAAACUUGUGAAAAGGGAGUGUAAUUUGUUUUCUAUUUAAAAUAAAAAGAUUAUAAUCUGACAGAAAAUGUCAUCCGCUGGUUCCAGUGGAUCGGGCCGAGGCAGAGGGGGACAAGCGGCUGUGGGCGAUCAGAAAGAAGCCAAAGAGAGUAAACCAAACCCCAAAAUGUCUAAAGCACUUGGCACAUCAGCAAAAAGGAUUCAAAAGGAGCUGGCAGAAAUUACACUGGAUCCACCACCAAAUUGUAGUGCUGGGCCUAAAGGGGAAAAUUUUUAUGAAUGGGUUUCUACCAUCCUGGGUCCACCUGGAUCUGUUUAUGAAGGAGGUGUGUUUUUCCUCGACAUUCAUUUCUCUCCAGAGUAUCCCUUCAAGCCACCAAAGGUGACUUUCCGCACUAGGAUUUACCACUGCAAUAUCAAUAGCCAAGGAGUAAUUUGUUUAGAUAUUUUGAAGGACAACUGGUCUCCAGCUUUAACAAUUUCUAAAGUUUUAUUGUCAAUUUGUUCCCUGCUGACUGACUGCAAUCCAGCCGAUCCACUGGUUGGAAGCAUAGCCACCCAAUACCUGCAGAACCGUGAAGAACACGAUCGUAUUGCACGAUUGUGGACCAAGCGAUAUGCUACGUGAUUCCUUUACAUCUUAUUACUUCCACUCGUGUCACUCCCCUUUGCCAAGAAUGGCAAUUAUUUUUUCAUGGACCCAUUAUCAUUUUUGUCCCAUCUUCAAUGUUCAUAUAUACCCUAAGUUUGUUUGUACUACCUGGUUUAGUUGUAAGUAGGUUAAAUAAAAUUUGCUGUAAAAAUAUACUCCUUGAAAACUUGUUGUAGUCUUGAGUUGGUACUUGAAAGAGUUACCAUUGUUAUUAUAAUUGCAGGUAUCUGGAAACACUUGGAAAUUGAAACAAAUAUUUGAUACAGGAUGUUUCUGAACUAGAAAUACUUGAUACAUCUUGACGCUUCACAUUCUUUUAUGUAAUGAUUCAACAAUGAAGGUUUUGCCUAUUUGGAAACACUAUGUGUAUUUUUGAAGCAGGGAUUUCUAUAGAUAUAGUGGGGUACACUGGAAAAAAUGCAAUCAAUCAAAAAAUCAAAAAUUGUCGAAACAUUUAGUCACACUCAUUUGAACCUUCAUUACUAAUCUUAAGUCAGAAUGCUGAACUUCACAAAAUUCUGCUAACUUGUUUUUUCUUUUCAGAGACAAAACAAAAUAAUAUAUUAAUUAGUUCAUUUUCCACAUGAACUCGCAAGAGUAGUAUGUAAUUUAAUUUUUCAACCGAGUUAGGAAUCACACGAUAAAAGGUUAGACCUCGUUAGUCAUUAGCUCGCACAAGUUUUUCAACUUCUGAGAGUUAUCGUUCGUAUAGGGGUGACAGCUGAUUAACGGAAAAACAGAUUUUUCAAACACAAUUGUUUGUUUAUGAAUGGUCCUUCUAUACCACAUAUGUAUCUAUGUUAAUUUUUUCCCCCUUUGGUUUGCUACUUUUUUCAUUGACUGAUUAUGUUAUCGACUAAUAAGUAGUACCUUUUAAAAACGCCAUAUGGCAUAAUUCAAAAUUAACUUAUUUUUAUUCAAUGAAUCCAUUAUUGGAAGACUUCCAACUCAAGUUACCAACUUGAGAACAAUGCAAUAAUAAUUAAAGUACGAAAAGUUCUUAUUAGUUGUUUGUAAUUUAUAUUUCAAAUAUUUUUUAUAAUUCCUGUACUUGAAUUACACUUUGUAAAAGCCCAAAUUUGUUUUACACGAAAAAACAAAAAUGUCUGCCUUAUAACCUAAUUUAUAGCAUUUAAAUUUUUUGAGUUGAUUAGAUCAUCAUCAAAUUUCAAUUGAGAAAAUUCAAAUGGCCCCAUCUUUUUUCUGACUAUGCUCUUUUUAGUGCAAUUAUUGAUUUUUUGGUAGAUUGCUAGUGAAAAACUAUUAUUUUUCUUUGGAUGUGAUAAGUAUAUUUAUUAUUUAGUAAUGUAUAAACGUAUCAUAUUGGCAAAAACAUUACUCCCAACUGCUUUCGUAAAGUUACUUUUUUACUAAAUUCUAAGAGAAUAUGGACUAUUCUUCUAGUGAGUACUAUUUAGUUGAUAAUUGUAAUAAUAAAUUUUAGAAUGUA
Molecule: messenger RNA, 2168 nt
Organism: Leptinotarsa decemlineata (Colorado potato beetle)
Lineage: Eukaryota; Metazoa; Arthropoda; Insecta; Coleoptera; Chrysomelidae
Gene: Ubc2
Product: Ubiquitin conjugating enzyme 2
Source: RefSeq, a predicted model, not a curated record